Messenger RNA from Adineta steineri, 1683 nucleotides. The record is from the annotation of a GenBank genome assembly. Lineage: Eukaryota; Metazoa; Rotifera; Eurotatoria; Adinetida; Adinetidae.
AUGAAUUGUCGAAGUGAAAUUAAAUUAAAUGUUUGGCAAAUAGUUUUUUUAACAUCUCUCUGUGUUAUAUCUGUACUCAUUGCUACGAUUGGUUGGUUCCGUACAAUUGAUCCAGUAGAAUAUGGUACAUCACCAUCAAGAACACCAAAUAAAGUGACGUCAGUUGUUCAUUCACAUCUUCGAGCAAUGCCAUAUCUUGAUGAUAUUGGUUCACCUCCUUUAUUGAACAAUCCACAUUCAUAUAUUCAAUGGACAUUUUUACAAAUGAAUGAUGUUUAUGAAAUGAUACCAUUAGGUGGUGGAAAAAAAGGUGGUUUAGCUCGUGUAGCAACUAUUAGAAAUUUACUUCUUCAAGAAAAUCCAAAUACAAUUACUGUUGUAUCGGGUGAUAUUGUUAGUCCAUCAGCAUUAGGAAAUAGCAAAGUUAAUGGUAUUCCGUUAGAUGGUAAACAAAUGAUUGCGACAUUCAAUGUUCUUGGUGUUGAUUAUGCUACAUUAGGCAAUCAUGAAUUUGAUUUACAAGAACAAUCAUUACGACUUCGUUUAGAUGAAUCUCAUUUUAAAUGGAUAGCAUCAAAUGUAUAUGAACGUAAUUCAACAAAACCAUUUCACAAUAUUUUACCAUAUAAAAUUGUCAAAAUUUCAAAUGUUACAAUUCUUCUUAUUGGUUUAACUAUUGAUGAUAAUCUUGGACCAAUACCAGAUAAACCCUAUGUUAAUAUAACAUCUCAACGAGAAUUACCAGAAUUUACAGCACAUUAUAUAAAACAUCUUCGUCAUGAUUUACAUUUAAAAUGGGAUGUACUUAUUUGUUUAACACAUGUAAAUAUGCAAAAUGAUAUUGAAAUAGUUGAACAUAAUCCAUCUAUUGAUGUACUUAUGGGUGGACAUGAACAUGAAAAUUAUUAUUUAAAACGUGGAUCAAAAUAUACACCAAUAUAUAAAGCAGAUGAUAAUGCAUUUACAGUAUAUAUUCAUCGUUUUGCAUAUCAUCCUCAAAAAAAACAAUUAUUAAUCUAUUCGAAACUUACACGAGUAUCACCUCAUUUUCCUGAUGAACCUAAAACAGCGCAAGUAGCUAAGUAUUAUUAUGAAACCGGUUUACAAUCCUAUCGUAUAGAAGGUUAUGAACCUGAUCGUAUAGUAUGUACUUUACCGGUUGGUUUUAAUUUGGAUGGUCGUUCAGCAAUGAUACGUUCUCAACAAACACAUCUAUCACAUGCAUUAUGUAAUGCUGUGAUGAAUGCAACGAAUACAACAAUAUGUGUCUUUAAUUCAGGUGCUAUUCGUCUUGAUGAUCAAUUAAUGGGUACAAUAAGUCAAUAUGAUAUUUUACGUUGUUUACCAUUUACAGCAAAUCUCACAACUGUACAUAUUAAUGGUUCAUCACUUGUUAAAGUUUUAACUCGUGGUUUAAGUAGUAUUAAUACUGGAAUGUAUAUAACUUAUGCUGGUUUAGAAUAUGAUACUACAACAGAAAAAUGGUUUUUAGCAUCUAAUAAACAAUCAGUUGAUGAUGAACAUUUACAAUUAACUUUUGUUACAAUACCAUAUUUUUUUCAUAAUACUGACUUAAAAUCUACAUCGAAAAUUUUAACUAAUCAUACAACAACAAUGACAAGAGCAUUUAUUAAUUAUCUUGAACGAACAUAUGCAAAAGACAUACAUCACAAAUCAUCUUAA